CCAGUUACCCAGAAUGUAUCUUGGGGCAUUAUUAUUUCAACACGUUCUUUGGUAUUACAACGUGUGGCAAGAGUACAUGCUGGAUUGUAUGCAUGUUCAGCAGCAAAUGAUCGUGGCGAAACAACAAGUGCCAUGGUGAAUCUAAGAAUAAGAUAUGCUCCUGUAUGUAGCACGAAUGCCGUGAUUGUCAUUGGUGCUUCACUAGAAGAGGCUGUACCCAUACCCUGUCGCGUUAAUUCAGACCCACCAGAAAUUGACUUUGAAUGGACUUUUUCAAGUAGUGGUGAACAUUUUGAAGUACCUUCUGGACAUUAUGCUACAAUACAAGAGGCUACUACAACCGGUGAUAUACAUCGUACCAUUGUUGAGUCGAACGACACUCAUUUUGAAACUUAUGUAGAGACUGUUAGUGAAUUGAUUUAUACACCAAAAGGCGAACGAGAUUAUGGUACAUUGGCUUGUUGGGGUAGAAAUUCAAUUGGCAAACAAUCAGAACCAUGUUUAUUUCAAGUUGUACCAGCUGCAAAACCUGGAGCUUUGCGUAACUGUACACUAAGGCCAUAUGUAGUGACCUCAGCAUCGUUAAAUUCAUCGAAUCAAACAACAAUGCAUGCCAAUCAAAUGAUGAUGCCAACACAAUAUGGAAGGCACGAAACAAAUUUCCCGCAUAUGGAAUAUGUACGUGAGAGGAAUAAUGAAAAGAAACAGCAACAACAACCAAAUCGAAACGGUAGUAACAAUAGUAAACAUGUGAUCAACAACAAUAAUAGUAAUAGUAGUAACAACAAAAAUCAUAACAAAAUUUACAAUGAUGGUAUUAAAGGGACAAACAAAAAAUCGAAUAAUAAUAAUGGUAGUGGCAAUGGUGCUGGUUCUGCUGUUGCCAGUAAUAAUAAACGAACUAACAACAAUAUUAAUCAACAGCAUAAUAUACAAAAACAGCAACAUGAACAACAAAAUUAUAAGCAACAAAUGAUUGUGCAAAAAUAUCGCAUUCCCUUAAAUCCGCAACAACUGCAAAGACUAAAAAAACGUACUUCUUUUACACCCUCCCAAACAUUGGCUAUCAUUAAACGGCAGCAGUUGGAUAAGAAAAAACAACAACAACAACAGCAACAAAAACAACAGAAAUCUAAAAAUGCUAACAACCACGAGCAAGACGAAACUUCAGUUGCAGAUGAUGAUGGUGAUGGCAACAAUCAUAGUAACAACAAUAAUAGAAAUAACAACAGCAAUAAUAAUAGUAUAAAAAUGAUGGGGCCACAGGCAACCGUAUCAAAAGCAUUUAUCAAUAAUCAAAGUGAUGGAUUGUCAGUGCCAACAACAAGCAACUUAAAAAUGAACAUAAAUACAGUAGUAACAGCAACGAAAGGAGGGACAUCAGCAACAGCAACGGUAUCAGCAAUGACAGCAAAGAAAAAAGUACGUACAAAACGUAGUGCCAAAGAUAAAAACCACAUCAAUAGCAAAACGGUAUCUGCAACCACACCAGUAUCUAAGAACGAUAAUGACAAUGAGUAUGAUGACGCUGCAAGAAGUUCAAUAACAACUAAGGAGAAAGAUCACAAAUACCGCCAGUCACAGCAGAACCAGGAAAUGAAAAUGAGUAAAAAACAUUAUCCCCAACAUCAAGGACAAACCCAAAAACUUUCAAAGAGUAAAAAGGAAAAAUCUAAUUUAUCAUUGCGUUUAGAGAAGACAAACAAAAAACUAACUGCCGUUGUUAAUGCAAUAUCAGCCACCACAAAAAAGGUAUCAUCAACUAGCAGCAACAUAAACGACAGCGAUAGGUAUCACAAUAAACAACAUAACAAAAACACGCACAAACGUGAUAAAAAUACAAUGAGAGUAAUUCAUCAUCAUCAGCUACAGCAGCCACAACAGCAAAAACAUGAACAACGCCAAGAAUUAGGAAAAGUAACACAUACACCGAAAGCAAUAGAAAAUGCCAAUAAAACAAAACAGCAAAGAGUGAGCUUAGAAAAAAACAAGCAACAGAAACGUGUGACAAAACGAGAUGUUGCUGCAAUAGCUUUAGAGAAAAAUCAAAAACUUCCAUUAAUACAUCAGGAACAUGAAUCUGACGAUGAAUCUGAAAAUGCUUCAAGCCUACAAAGGCGAAAUUUAAAUGACAAAGCUAAUGAAAAUUAUGGCUUACAAAAUAGUGUAGCAAAUAAUAAUACAAACAUUAAAUGUGAUCAUCAUUAUCACACUUAUCAGAAAAACAUCAAGCGCUCGGUUACGAAAAACAAAUUGCAUAAUGACAAAAGACGUAUACGCAAAUCUCUAACUCAAAAAGAGCGUUAUUUUAUCAAAAUAAGUAGCAACAACACACUGCAUACCAAUAAUACUUCCAGCAACUACAACAAUUUACAUUUACAGUUUAAUGAAUCAACAAUAUCAAACCCUAGCAAUAGUAUAAAUAGACAAUCAAAGAUACUACCCCCAAAUAAACCAGAAAUCACCAAUAAACCUUUGCAACAGCAAGAAAAUCAAAAGCAAAAAUUACUAAAACAGGUGGAGACCUCUUUACAACCUCUAAAAUCCUUAUCUUACGAAGACUCCAGUAAAGACACAUCAUCAGACUCAUUAACAGCCCACACCGCAGCUAUAGCAUCGUCAUAUCAAAAUGAAGAUGAGGACGUUGAGGUAGGAGAUGAUGAGAAUGAAGCUGAUAGUGAUGACGAUGAACAACAAUUGGAAAAUUUAGAAAUAUUCGAAAAUAACAACUCAAUAUACAAUCAAGCCAACAAAAAUAACUACACUGAUGAAUUAACAGCCUUAGAAGAAGACGAAGAUGACGAUGAUGAAGAUAAUGGGAGUACAACAAAUUUGGAAGAUGACGAUUUAGAUGAGGUGGAAGAGGAAGAAGAUGAGGAUGAUGCUGACUUAUUAGCCGAAAUGGUUGAUGAUUAUUCAUUAAAUGAUUCAAAAGUCUUGGAUGAAGUUAUUUCAACAAUAGACAAUGCUUUACAAACACAAAUGACUUACAAUACAACUGAACAAUAUCCAACAGCAACACUUACACAACAGCGAAAUCAAUACAGCAAGAUACCACAACACUCCAAUAAUAAGCCAGGAAAUGUCGAUGAAGUUCGCCACAAUAAUGAAAUCAACAGAAACCAUAUCGAUGAUAAUACUUUAGGUAAUAAUCAUGUUGAUAACGAUGAAAAUGGCAAUGACGAUAUUGAAGAUGAUGACGACGAGGAUGCUAAUAAUGAACCGCAUUUUGAUUAUUCACGUAUGGAAUAUAAUUUCCAUAAUGGCAUUGCCACCCACAGUCUUAUUAGUCCGUAUGGUUCUUCAGACCUAGGCAAUAAUGGUUACAAUAAUGGUGGAGUAUCUGGUGGUGGUAUUGCCAGUAUUUUAGGUGGAACUGGUGGAGGUGGCACUAUUAAUUUUGAUAAUUAUGAUAAUAUUAUUUAUUCGACAAUGGAAUUGGAAUGUAUGCCAGGGUAUGAUGGUGGUCUGCAGCAGCAAUUCUAUUUGGAAGCAUAUGAUUCGAAGACAAAGAAAUUGCGCUUAAAUACAUCCAGCACAUAUGCAGAUGUGCCAAUAUUUCGUGUGGACUUAAGUGAUUUAACACCCAUGGACUAUUACCCAGAUCCAAAUCCAGCCUUACAUCUUGUUGUCUACAGUGUUAAUCAAAAAGGACGCUCAGAGGCAAUUGUUUUAGAAAACAUACCAAUUAAUGAGGCAGAAAAACGUUCCGAUGGUCGUAUGGGUUUGUCCAUUUUACCUAUUGCUGCUCUUUUAACUGGUACACUAUUUACUGUAGGCAUAGCUGUACUAUUUAUUGUUGUAGUUGCUGUACGAAAGAGGCGUUGUCAGGGUGGUCGUAAUAUGUGUGAUGACAAGGACAAACAUUUAGGCAUGGAUGUUACCGUCACAGCCCCUCUAGAGACUGGACCGGGUCACCAACGUUUAGUUGUGGCGUAUACUCUAAAACAAGGCAUCGAAAAGCAACCGGAUAUAUUGAGCGCUCAAAAAAAUGCAACUGGUAGUGCAACAUCAUCGCCAUUAGGAAAUCGACCAAGUGGCAUAUUUAUAGAUACCAAUACCAGCAAUGGUGGCGUGGGCUCAAAAGCAACAAAUUAUGCCAAUACUAAUGGUGCUGUGGGUGGCGCGGGUAAUAAUUCAUCAACAGGAAACUAUGAUUCACCUUCGCUGAACUACACUGACAACAGUUCCGAUCCUUUGCAACAGCAACUUAACAGCCCUCCCUCACAAUCGAGUACCCUUAAGCUAGGGCAAGAUUCUAGAAAACCAUAUCAAACGCCUCCACUUUUAUACGAUGCGCUUAAUCGCCAUGAUAUAUCACGCUAUGAUCCCCUUCCCUUAAGUAUGAAUUAUGGCGGCAGUAAUAGUACAUUAAGUUCUGGUGGUAGCGCUGGCAAUAAUUCACUCACCAACAAUACCACAGCCACAGCAUCAUCUGUAAUGCAAAACAAUUUGACCAAUGGUCACUAUACAAAUCAUCAUACAUUGCCACAUUCAAGUACGGCAUUACAACAACAUCAAAUGCCAUCUACUCAUCAUACUUUAGGUCCUGAGAAACUAUCCAUUGCUGAUUACCUCACUGCCAGCAGUUUAAUUGACUAUAAUCUAAGUAAAUCAGCAACGGGGAUGUUAGCGAAUGCUAUGGUUGGUCCCGGUUGUGGUGUUGGUGGUGCGGGAGGUGUUUCAACAAAUCCUUCGUCAUCCUCGGCUACAACAGCCAGCACUAUGGGUCAUAUGACCUUACCCAAAGGUUUAGGUUUAGGUUCUAUAAUAGGUGUUAAUAAUAGCUCAGCCACUGUACCCACAUCGACUCUUACACCUUCAGCUUCCUCAAAUUUAUCGAUGACACAAAAAUCUACAGCUAAUCGUAAUCAUAUUAUAACAGAUACCCUACCGGGUCCUGAAAGUUGUGUUUAAAUUUAAAUUUAGAGUUUUAACAUAAAAAUUAUUAACAGAAAAUACUUAAUCAUAAUUGUAUAUAAAAGAAAUUUUUAAAAAAAGACUGCAAUAAACUAAAUAAUUAAAAAGAAAAAUAUAUAUAUGAACUAAAAAAGAAACUCUUAAAAAAGAACAAAAAAUACAAUAUAAAGAAAUAUAUAAAAAGUACAUUAGUUGAAUGCAUUUUUAUGUAAAGGAAACUUAAUAUUCCUAUUAAAAUGGUAGUUUUUUAAUUAUGAAAAGAAAGUAAAAUACACAAAUACAAAAGAAAACAAUACUUAAAAUGAUCUUAUUUAAUACUAAAAUAAAUAUUUAUGAAAAAAUUUUAACAAAAAAUUAACCCAGUAGGAUAUUUUAUGUUAUCCGUUUGACGUAAAUAUUUAGUAAAUUUUAGAUUUUUUAUCAUAAAAUGAUUUAAUAAAAGUUUUAAAUUUUUCGAGGAUUCACAACUAUAUCUAGGUGAUAACCAAAGCCUUAAUGUGAUCAAUUCAAAGACACACAAAAGCCUAUAUGGGCUAAGCUUAUCAAUAUUACUAUAACGCAUUUCAGCUUCCAGUAGAAGGUAAAAAUUGCAAGGAAGGUAAUAAACGUUAUUUGUCAGCCUUAACCAAUCUUCAGAAUUACCAAAUAAAUCCUACUGGGUUGAAUUUUGUUUCAUUUACACCUAAGUUCCAUACACAAUUACACAAACAGAUAUGACAUAAAAUGAAAAUAUAAAGUUUAUUAAAAUCUAACUUAAAUUAUAAAAUAGAGAGUUGAAUAACGAACUAAAAAUUAAAGACAAAUAUGAAAAUAAAAAAAAAAACAAAUUAUAUAAAAAUAUUAAAAAAUGUGUAACUAUAUGAAGUAAUGUGAAUAUAAUGAGAAUUUUUUAUUUGAUUUUUAGUUUUGAAACAUCAAUACAUACAUAUGUUAAAUAUUAUAUAGUCUAUAUAAAUUAGUUGAAUGUUAGUAAGAUAAAUGAAACCCCUAAAGGAAAAUAAAUAGUAAAUAAAUAAAUUUUAUUAUUAUGGUUUAAAAAAUAAAAGAACAAAAACAAAUAAUAAAUAAAUAAAAUAUUUAAAGAAAGAGAACAAUACAAAAUUGAUUUUAAUUUGUACAAAUAUCCAGAAUUACAAAAGGAAAAUAAACUAUUUAAACUUCCCUCCCUAAAAAGCAAAAAGGAUUACGAAUACAAAAACAAAUUGUUUAAAAGCAAAAAACAUAUACAUAUAAAUUCUUAGUUUAAGUAAAAAUUUAAGUAAAAGUAUUUGUACUUAAAUGUAAGAAUAACUUUCUCUCUUUAUAUGUUUGUUGUAAUAACAUAUCUCUAAGUUGUGAACAAAAAAAAAUAUUGUAAUAUUAAAUAUUAUAAAUAUUUAUAUAAAUAAAUACUAUGUAUAUACAAAAAGAAAUACAAAUAAGUAUACAUACAUGUAUACAAAAAAAAACAUACCUAUCAACAUAUCCUUAGGUCAUAUCCAUUUAUUUCUUAAUUCCUUAUCAAUUUUCAAUACUUAACUUUACAUUUUGAGUGUAUGUAUUUUGUAUUCAUUUUACAAGUUUUCUUGUUAAUUUUUGAAAUGUUCUUUUUAAAUUGAACUAAAAUAAAUAAUAAAUACAUAAAUGAAUAAAACAAGGCCUGAUUUUAUAUACCUCUUAAUUGUAAAAAAAAAACUUAAAAUAAUCCUUUAAUAUUAUCCUCUUUUAAAUCUAAACAAUUGAUACUUUUGUUCAAUAUAUCUUAAACAAAAACUGCCUACAGCUAUUUUUUUUAUUCUCUUGUUCUUAUUUAAAAACAAUAUUAUAUAAAUUUUAAGCAGAAAUUCUUUUAAGCAAAUUAUUUCAUGUAUUUUUAAUCUUAGUUAUUGCAAAACAAAAACACUUUUACUGCCCAAUUUAUAUGGAACUUUAUGGGGUAUUUGAUUUUCUUUCUUAUGUCCAAUGCCAAACGUCAUAUUCGUAAUUUCAAUGAAGGUUGUAAAAUUUUCAUAAAUUUAAACAAAUCAGUAAAAAAUGUACAAUUACAGAAAAAGUCUCUUAACUACAACUAUCCUUUUUACACGAUCGCCGUUAGAAAUGAUGUCGGUUUGAGGCGACAUAAUCAAUAACAUUAUUUAUGAACAGUGGUCAACUAUAAUGAUUUUUUGUUUACGAUUAAUAUCGUGUUGUGAAAUCAUAAUCAAUUAUGUAUAAUAACAUAUUUCGUUAGUAUUGCAAAUUUAGUCUAUUAAUUGUCUUAAUUGAUAUAACAAUCACUAUGUAAAAUCAUGUUAAGUGAGCAACGAUAUACGUAUUAACACAAUUUCUUCCAUAUUAAGUUAAAAUGACAAAUAUUUUAAGAUAUUGUUCUUCCAAAAAUUACAUGUAAAGUAAAAUUUCCUUUUGUAUAUACAAAAAAAUUCUUGAGUGUAUGAAAAAGGUUAUUAAUUUUACCCUCUUUAUACCAUAGAUACUCAUUUGUGUACUUUAGCUAAUUUCGUUUUUUAAAUUGUUAUUUCUUAUUCUUCCAGUCAAAGUUGGAAAAUUUAUUUCCUUAAUCUCAUAUCUUACUUGAAAAAUUCGAUAAAAGUUUAAUUAUUUUAGAAGGAUACUUAAUAAACUAGAAAAAAAAACUAUGUGCGGAUUUGACAUCUUUAAAUUUAAUGAUAUUUUCUAUUUUUUUUAUUUUUUUGGUUUGAGAAUGCUUUGCUAAAUAAAAUAUAAAACGUUCACUGCAAUUAAAAAAAUGUAACGUUGGGCAUGGACGACCAUAUUAUCCAUACACCAUUGUGUAGUAUAUAAAAAAAUUUAAGACUUUUAUAAAACUAUGUUUUUCCGAUUUUUGUAGAAAUACAAGAAAAUUUGACACAAUUACGAGCUCAAAAGUGCUAUUCAGUUGUAUGGGGGCUAGUUUAAAUAAUCAACCGAUUUCUACCAUUUUUAUUCAAGUUCGUCUUCGGACGGCUCAGUUACCAUAGACUUAGAAAAUUAAUCUGAGCUGAUUUUUAUACUUGAAGGUGAGUGUAGGACUAAUAUUUUUGAACACAAACGUUAUAUCUUCUCUAUAUUGGUGUAGGGUAUAAAAAUAGCGUACACAUUUUUGAUAAAGAUUUUAUCUAUCAUUUUAAUGAAAAUCAUGUUCGCGAGUCGUUUUGUAAUGAAAAUCAUGUUCGCGAGUCGUUUUGUAAACAUCAGAAAAUAUCAUAAGUAGAUAAGAGAUAACUAAAUUAAAAUUUAAAAAAUGUUUGUAGACUAAAAAAUAUGUAUUUUAAUGAUAUUUGUUUUGAUUUUAUGCUUUUAAGAAAAUACUAUUGUUUAAAAAUUCUUAGCAAUAUUUUAAAUACAUUGAAAAUAUUUUCAAAAACACAUCGUUUGAGAGGUAUUUCCAGAGAAAAGUAGAUCAUGGGACACCCUAACAAAAUGUAUUAAAAAGUAAAGAAUUUAUAAAAUCUAAAGUAAAAUAAUUACCUCUUGCAGUUACAAAUUUUUUAAAUCACAAUUAAAACUAUAUUUUAUUAUUUAAUUCAAAUAAGUGCUAUGUUAGCAAAUUAAGUCCGAUAAAAGGAAAAUAAAUAUUCUCUUUAAAAACCUUCUUUCCAGGGACUGUAACAGUUAUGUGUUAUAUCAGAAAAGUCAAUUUAUAACAGUUAUUAAAAAAAAUUUUUCAAUCUAAAAAUAAAUAUUCAAAUGAAAUUUAAAAAAAAAGAGUUUUAUUUUUCCGUCAUAAAAUAAAAAUUAUUUGAGGAGUUUUUUCCGUCAGAAAAUAAAACUUAUUUUCAAUAAUAAUGGCUUCCGAAGAAAGGAACUCCCCAAAUAAUUCUUAUUUUGUGACAGAUAAAUAAAAUUCAUUUCUUAACUGUUUCAAUAAGACUUUUAUUUUCCCGGUAAAAAAUAAGUGUUAUUUGUGGAGCUAAGUUCGUUUUUUUUUAAAUCACAUAAAUCAUAAAUUCUGAAAGAGCACUUCAAUACGAGUAUAUUGGUAUAUAAUAGUAUAGGUAUUGGUUGACUCCAACAUAGAGAUUUUUUUUUUUGGGUUAAAAUUUUCAGAAUAACAGUUAUUUACAGUACCUGCUUUUUUCACAUACAUACAUAUUCUCUAUCCGAAAACACUUUCGAUUUUAACAACAAUUAUUUAAUAAAUUUAUUACAAAAGUUCUUCAUAACCAACAUAUUUGUCUAUCGAAGCCAUUUUACAAAAUAUAUAAUAUUAUUGGUAAAGUAAAAAAUACAUAAUAGGAAUGAGAAAAGAAUAUGGAAUCAACAAUUGUAUUGAAAAAAUUGUUGUAAGUAUGUAUAUUGUUAUACGUAAAGGUCAAGCCAUCAUAAAAUUCAAAAUGCAUAUGAAAAUGUGAAUUUUAUGUACCCCUCAAAAACAAGCAUAGUCAGGCAGCAAACAAAAAGUAAUAAAAAUAUGAAAAAAGUCAUCACAAGUACAAAGAAAUGGAAAAGUACAUACGCAGAACAAUGAAAAAAUGUUAACGAUUUAACUACAAAAAAGUCCAUUUAACAUGAGUAGUCAAUGUUCAAUUUUGCUCGAAAUAAAAUGAAAUUCAAACAAAUGGGUGAGUGUAGGCUAUAGUCCACUACUUAUGACAAUAUCUUCAUAAACUUUAUAACAGAAUGAAGGCUUAAAAAAUUGGCGCAACUUAUACAAAAAAAAAUAUAUAGAGAAAAAAUCAACAUAAAAAUCAUGACAAUAAAUGCAAAACUUUUGAAUAUGCGAGUAAAGUGAUUUAUUUGAUUUAAUUCGUUUAAAUUGUAGUAAAUGGUAAUUUGAUUACAACAACAUAUGUGUGUACUUAUUUAAGUCUAUACAAACUCAUACAUGUACAUGUUGUUCAUUUAUUGAAUAAAAUGAAAAAAAUAUUUUACAUUUCUCUGAAAAACAUUUGAUUUGAACAUUAUGUUUUUCAAAAAAAGAAAUUAUAAAUUGUAUUUUCAUAAUUGUGUCAUAAAAUUUAUAAAAUUUGUAUUUAUUAUUUAUUUUAUAAUUAUUAUCCUUACACAUAAUACUGUUUACUGUUCUUUGAAAACCUAAUUUUAUUAUUUACAUAUAGUUCAAUACAAAUAUAGAUGUCACAUAUACAUAGUACAUACAUACAUACAUAAAUAUAUACGUAGAUAAACCAUUAAAAUUAAAUCAUUAUAAUUAGUGCAAUAAUCGUAACUUAACAUGUACUUAUGUAUGUAAGUCAGUUUGUUUAUAAUUUUCUUUUAAAAUAUUUUACUUAAUAUAGGUAAUUAAAAA
This is a messenger RNA of Lucilia cuprina (Australian sheep blowfly), 10147 nucleotides long. RefSeq lists its product as uncharacterized. The coding region runs from base 133 to 4917 and encodes 1594 amino acids. The transcript is spliced from 8 exons. Lineage: Eukaryota; Metazoa; Arthropoda; Insecta; Diptera; Calliphoridae. The record is from RefSeq and is a predicted model, not a curated record.